Abrus precatorius (Indian licorice) is the source of this 4252-nucleotide messenger RNA. Its product is annotated as ABC transporter B family member 15-like. The record is from RefSeq and is a predicted model, not a curated record. Gene Ontology annotation, biological process: transmembrane transport. Gene Ontology annotation, cellular component: membrane. Lineage: Eukaryota; Viridiplantae; Streptophyta; Magnoliopsida; Fabales; Fabaceae. The coding region runs from base 246 to 4010 and encodes 1254 amino acids. The transcript is spliced from 7 exons. Gene Ontology annotation, molecular function: ABC-type transporter activity; ATP binding; ATP hydrolysis activity.
CCCCAACCCUGACCCUAGCUAGCUAUUCUGGUCCCUAUAAGUCUUGCCCCCACCACACCUUAAGCCUCACUGAUUCCUAUAUAUUCAUUAGAAUGCUGCAACACUGUUCGAGGCCAUGAAAGAAAAAGCUUCGUUUUGGAAGCAAGCCAAGAAUUGAUCCAAGCCAGAGAAACCAUACUCUAUUAGAGAAGUGGGUCUGCAAAUCUCACUGUUGUUUGUUUCUGAAGAAAAGGCUGUGUGAAAAUAUGGGCGGGGAUCAGAAAAGUGUAGCUACGGCUAGGCAGAAUAAGAAGAUGAAGAAUGGGUCUUUUGGAUCCAUUUUCAUGCAUGCCGAUGCCAAAGAUUGGUUUCUUAUGGUUUUAGGUACCCUUGGAGCAGUUGGUGAAGGCUUGUCCACCCCUUUUGUGUUGUAUAUCAGUAGCGGCAUGAUGAAUAAUAUUGGAAACUCGUCUAACAUGGAACCAAACACUUUCGUCCAUAACAUCAACAAGAAUGCGGUGGCUUGGUUGUUUUUGGCUGGUGCGUCUUUUGUUGUUUGCUUCCUCGAGGGCUAUUGUUGGACAAGAACAAGUGCAAGACAAGCUGCGAGAAUGAGAUGCAAGUAUCUGAAAGCAGUACUUAGACAAGAAGUUGCGUAUUUUGAUUUGCAUGUCACAAGCACGUCAGAGAUCAUCACUAGCGUCUCCAACGACAGCCUCGUGAUUCAAGAUGUUCUUAGUGAAAAGGUUCCAAAUUUCUUGAUGAACAUAUCUUUGUUCGUUGGGAGCUACAUAGCGGCGUUUGCAAUGUUGUGGAGACUGGCCAUUGUGGGGUUUCCCUUUGUAGCGCUUCUCGUGAUCCCUGGGAUAAUCUAUGGGAAAACUUUGAUGGGAUUGUCGAGUAAAAUCAGAGAAGAGUAUAAUCAAGCUGGAACAGUAGCAGAACGAACAAUUUCAUCUAUCAGAACCGUCUAUUCCUUCGUGGGGGAAGGAAAGACCAUAAACGCUUUCUCCGAUGCUCUUCAAGGGACGGUUAAGUUGGGCCUGAAACAAGGCUUAGCUAAAGGAUUAGCCAUUGGAAGCAACGGCGUUGUUUUCGCUAUUUGGUCUUUCAUGAGCUAUUAUGGAAGCAGACUCGUUAUGUAUCACGGCGUCAAAGGAGGAACAGUUUUCGCGGUUGGAGCAUCAAUAGCAGUUGGUGGAUUAGGACUAGGUGCUGGUUUAUCGAACGUGAGGUACUUCUCGGAAGCAAGUGCGGCAGCGGAACAUAUAAAGGAAGUGAUAGAAAGGGUUCCCAAGAUUGAUUCUGACGAUAUGGGUGGGGAGAUUUUGGAGAAGGUUUAUGGGGAAGUGGAGUUUGACCAUAUAGAAUUCGCGUACCCGUCAAGGCCAGAUAGCAUUAUAUUGAAUGACUUGUGCCUCAAGAUUCCCGCUGGCAAGAGUGUGGCCUUAGUGGGUGGGAGUGGCUCAGGUAAAUCAACAGUGAUAUCACUGUUGCAGAGAUUUUAUGACCCACUUGGGGGAGAGAUUCGUCUCGAUGGGGUGGCCAUUCAUAAGUUGCAGCUCAAGUGGCUCAGGUCUCAGAUGGGCUUGGUCAGCCAAGAACCUGCUCUGUUCGCUACCAGUAUUAAAGAGAACAUACUUUUUGGCAAAGAGGAUGCCACGGAUGAUCAACUCGUUCAGGCUGCAAAAGCUUCCCAUGCUCAUAAUUUCAUUUCUCUUCUGCCUCACGGUUACCAUACACAGGUGGGAGAGAGGGGGAUUCAGAUGUCAGGGGGACAGAAACAGAGGAUAGCAAUUGCAAGGGCAAUAAUUAAGAAACCUCGGAUUCUACUCUUGGACGAAGCAACAAGCGCGUUAGACUCCGAGUCAGAACGACUCGUUCAAGAAGCACUGGACAAUGUAGCUGCGGAUUGCACUGCCAUCAUCAUUGCUCACCGUUUAUCCACCGUCCGAAACGCAGACGUCAUUGCCGUCGUUGGAGGCGGAAAGAUCGUAGAGAUGGGCUCGCACGACGAACUAAUCCAAAACGACGAUGGCGUCUACGCCUCCGCGUUCCGUCUCCAGCAACAAACAGAGCAAUCUAAAAUAGAGGAAUGUGCGGAAACGGUUAUUCCUGGAAUUGUCCCUUCUGCGACGUCAAUAACCGACACGGAAAACAUGGGCCCUUUGAGCCCAACGCUUUCGUCACAUAAUGACAAUGACCUGGCAGAAGGGAAGAAACAACCGGCGCCGUCGUUUAGGAGAUUGCUGGCGCUGAGUGUUCCCGAGUGGAAGCAUGUCGUUUUGGGUUGUUUGAACGCGAUGAUGUUCGGGGCCGUUCAGCCUGCUUACGCAUUCACGAUGGGUUCUGUCAUACUUUCGUAUUUUCACCCGGAUCAUGAGGAGAUAAAGAGGAAGAGUAGAAUGUACUCGUUCUGCUUUUUGGGCCUCUUUGUAUUGUCUUUGCUUGCUAAUAUUGGGCAGCAUUAUUGCUUCGGUUACAUGGGGGAGUACUUGACCAAACGGGUGAGAGAGAAAGUGCUUUCCAAAAUCCUUACGUUUGAAGUUGGGUGGUUUGAUUUGGACGAAAACUCCAGUGGCGCCAUUUGUUCCAGACUUGCCAAGGAUGCUAAUGUGGUGAGAUCUUUAGUGGGGGAUAGAAUGGCUUUGCUAGUACAAACAUUUUCAGCGGUAGUAACAGCCUACACGAUGGGUAUUGUCUUUUCGUGGCGGCUUUCCAUUGUUAUGAUAGCCGUACAACCCAUUAUCAUAACAUGCCUUUACACAAGGCGUGUCCUUCUCAAGAGCAUGUCCAACAAGGCCGUUAAGGCCCAACAACAAAGCAGCAAGCUAGCUGCUGAAGCUGUUUCCAACCUCCGAACCGUCACUGCCUUCUCUUCUCAAGACCGAAUCCUAAAACUACUCGAUAAGGCCCAGGAAGGACCAAGCCGUGAGAGCAUUCGACAAUCUUGGUUCGCUGGUGUUGGGCUUGGAUGUUCCCAAUGCGUCGCAUCUUGUAUUUGGGCCCUAAACUUUUGGUAUGGGGGCAAGCUUAUCUCUUAUGGAUACAUAACAAUAAAAACAUACUUUGAGAGCUUCAUGGUUUUGGUGAGCACGGGACGGAUCAUUGCAGAUGCAGGAAGCAUGACCAGUGACCUCGCCAAAGGUGCUGAUGUUGUGGGCUCAAUUUUUUCUAUCUUAGAUAGGCGUACGAAAAUUGAGCCUGAUGACCCAAAUGGGUACAAGCCAGAAAAGUUAAUUGGCCGAAUUGAACUUCAUGGUGUGUAUUUUGCGUACCCAACUAGGCCUAACGUGGUUAUAUUCCAAGAUUUCUCAAUCAAAAUCGAAGAAGGGAAAUCAACGGCGUUGGUGGGGCAAAGUGGGUCUGGCAAAUCAACAAUCAUUGGGUUAAUAGAGAGGUUUUAUGAUCCGGUGAAAGGAAUGGUGACAAUAGAUGGUGUAGACAUAAAAUCAUAUAACCUAAAGUCACUAAGAAAGCAGAUAGCACUUGUGAGCCAAGAGCCAGCAUUGUUUGGUGGGACCAUAAGGGAGAACAUUGCAUAUGGAACAUGGGACAAGGUUGAUGAGGCUGAGAUCAUAGAGGCAGCAAGAGCAGCCAACGCUCAUGAUUUCAUAUCUAGCUUAAAGGACGGGUACGAGACAUGGUGUGGUGAAAAAGGAGUACAACUUUCGGGGGGUCAAAAGCAGAGGAUUGCAAUAGCCAGGGCAAUAUUAAAAAAUCCGAAAGUGUUGCUUUUGGACGAGGCCACAAGCGCAUUAGACAGUCAAUCAGAGAAGGUUGUGCAAGAUACGCUUAUGAGAGUGAUGAUAGGAAGGACCAGCGUGGUGGUGGCUCAUAGGUUGAGCACCAUACACAAUUGUGAUGUUAUUGCUGUGUUAGAAAAGGGGAGGGUGGUGGAGAUUGGAACCCACUCGUCUUUGUUGGCCAAAGGACCAUGUGGAGCUUAUUACUCUUUGGUAAGUGUUCAAACGAGACAUGCAGCCACAGCCAAUACCUCUACUAUUAGAGGUUCCAAAUCUAUCAAUUAAGCAAGCCAAAUUACCAAGUUGUCUUUGUCUGCUUGGGAUUGCUAGCAACUAGACCUCCUUUCUGAGGUUGAUGGGUGAUAGCUAGUGAUAAAGAUUAUAUGCGCUGGUCAUAGAUGAAGGCAACCGAAGGAAGUGGAAGAUAGCUAGUAUGUUACCUUUCUUAUUUUUGUAUUAUGUCAUAUCCCGAACGACUUCCAUGUUUAAAUAAUAUAAUGUAUAUAUCUAUGAUAUGAAGUAGAAUA